Molecule: messenger RNA, 2100 nt
Organism: Pseudozyma flocculosa PF-1
Lineage: Eukaryota; Fungi; Basidiomycota; Ustilaginomycetes; Ustilaginales; Ustilaginaceae
Exons: 2
Coding region: 1-2100 (699 amino acids)
Source: RefSeq, a predicted model, not a curated record
AUGCUCUUGCGCACCUCCGCCCUCGCCCUGGCGCUGACGGCGCUCGCCGCUGUCGUCGUCGGUGCUUCCCGCCCGGGAUGGCCUUUACCCUCGGCGCAGCACCCGGAGCAAUCCUCCCAUGACCCUCUUCCUCACUGGCUCGGGCCGUUUCGCUUCCCCGACUCGUCUGCGGGCGCGAGGGGAGGCUCAUCCAUCCCCUCGCCCGACACGACGCCCGCAAGGCAGCCGGCGGGACCGACGCUCAACUUCGAGCUCAACCGCCCCGCUCCCCUCCUCCUCAGCCCCGACUCCUCCAGCUGCACCCUCGACCUCGUCACGCGCUCCUUUGGCAACAGCUACGGCAAGCCCUCAGUCGUACCCUUCAGCCCCGCCUCGUUCGACGACGAGCGAUGCAAAGACCCGACCAUCUGGACCGGCCUCACGCUCACCAUCCGAGGUGCAUCCGUCGGUCGCCAGUUUGAUCGCCUCGGCACCAUCUGGUUGGGCAACGACGACACCGGGCACGGUGUAGAGGUUUGGAGGACCGACAACCCCGAGCCCACCCGGACGGGCAUCGAGUGGUCCACCAGCAGGGACGUCGGUCGCUUCUACCCGCUCUUCAAGCGCGACGCCACCGUCGUCUUUGACUUUCCCAACAUCGUCGAUGCGACCUAUACUGGCGCGCUCAACCUGACGCUGUCCGUCACCGCCUACGUCGACCGCAGCAACAGCCUGGCGCCGCUGGCCAAACGAGCGCCCGAUGUCGUGCUGCCCAUCUCGCGGCGCAAGAGCAACGACAGCUCCCUCUUCCAGCUGGGCGGAUCCAGCGGCGACGGUGCCGUCUCUCUGCAGCUGCCGCACAAUGCCGCGCGCGCCACCGUCGAGCUGUUUGCGACCGGCACGGCCACCGAGGAGUUCUGGUACACGCUCAUCCCGGAUCGCUUCUUCGGGCAGCUGACCAACGCCACCGAGCAGGGCUACUUCGGCCACGGACCGUACCGCGAGGUGCAGCUGUACAUCGACGGCCGGCUGGCCGGCCUCGCCGCGCCGUACCCCGUCAUCUACACGGGCGGCAUCAGCCCGCUCCUCUGGCGGCCCUCUGCGUCGUUUGGCGCGUUCGAUUCGCCCACCUACUCGAUCGACAUUACCCCCUUCCUCGGCACCUUGACCGACGGACGGCCGCACGAGUUCAAGGUGCGCGUCGCCUCGGGAGAGAGGGACGGCAGGAUCAACGAUGCCAGCUGGUUCGUCUCGGGCAACGUGGCCGUCUACCGCGACGAGAGCGACGAGAGGACCACGGGCGAGCUGGCACCGCCCGGCGACGACGGGGACCGGAGGGGUGAUGCGGUCCCCGCUGUCUCGGUGACGGGCCGGCUGGAGGGUGAUCCGUUCCAGGACGACGUAGGUCGGCUCGACUUCCACGCUCAGCUCGUGGGUCAGCGCCGCUUCGAGGUGAGAGGUACCGUUUCGACGGGCAGCCAACGACGGCGCGGUCGGGCGGCCCAGACGGUGGUGUGGCAGCAGGAGAUGCGGUACGAUAACCGAGGGAGCGUCACGGCCAGAGAGCAGGUGACGAUCCAGCGCUCGUCGGGAUGGACCCGUUCGACUGUCAUCGAUGCCGCCGCCGCCGCCGAUGAAGACGAUGACGCCGAUGAGAGGGAGGGGGAGGCAGAGACGGAGAUGGAGCAGCCGCUCCGUCUUGGCCGGCGGGGCAACAAAGGUCGGGGAGAGCAGCACCACUUUGACGUCGACUCCGCAUCGGGCCGACAAAAGGGAGGACGAAAGAGCAUCGAGCUCAGAUUCUCGUACCCGCUCAGCGUCACGACCUCUCUCCGACCUGGCGACGUCGGGGCUGGGGUGAACACGACAUCCACGACGCACCUCGACCAUUCCUUCUCCCGGGACGUACUCGUCACGGGCGACGUGCAGGUCACGAGGGACGUACACGUCACGGGAAAGAAGGGGGAUUGGCUGGUGUUGGGCAACGAGGAAGUGUUGGGACGAGACGAGAGCGGGGCACCGUGGAGCGUCCGUACGCACCGCGUCGCCGACGUCUUUUCUAGCCAGCUCAACCAGACCGCCACGCCGCGGUACGACUAUUCCUCUGACCAGUCGUUGUGA